UAUUCCUCACUCUUCACUUCUAUAAAUUGAAACGCCCAUCUGCCUGCCCAACCAGUAACGCGCAAACAAUUACAUUACAACUGGUGGUGUCUUCAAGUCAAGUAUUUUAUCACAUGGCCAAGUCGUCAGCUACCUGCAGCUUGGUUCUGUUCUUGCUGGUUGCCUCAGUUAUGAUGAUGGAAGUUCAUGGUCGGAUGGCCAUUUUUGAUGGCAUCAUAAGGUCACUUGGAAACGAUUAUCCAUUCUGUACUGCUACUGCGCAAGCGUGCACAACGGAUGCCGACUGCCCAUCAAUCGUCGAGGGACAUAACUGCGGUUGCAGAGAGAACUUAAAUGUUGAGGGUGUUGGCGUGUUGAAUAGCUACAUCAGCCACAACUUCACAGUCGCGGGCAUGCUGCCUCCCCAGCAUGUAACUACCGACAUAGUACUUGCAUGCUUCGUGCACCACACUCCAGUCACGAAUGUUGUUGGUUUCCACCCCGAGACGCCAGCUUAUUACGCAGUCGAUUUGACCUGCUCCAUCUGAUACGAGACGAAUUGGAUUAUUAAUGUAACGUGUUGCAUGGGAGGUUGCUGCUAGGGUAAGAAGAAGAAAGACCACUGGGAUUGCCAUGAGUACUGUUGUUUUCGAACGAAUGGAUGCAAUAACACUUGUUGCCCUUUGGUUUGUUUAUAUAGACAGAUUUUGGUACGUAGCGUUGUGAGGGGGAAGCAGGGCAUAAGGUAUAUGGAAAAUGUACAUUAUUGUAUCGUGGGUCCAUCAUUAAUUUUAUAACUAAUUCAUCAAA
This is a messenger RNA of Diospyros lotus (date-plum), 789 nucleotides long. RefSeq lists its product as uncharacterized. The coding region runs from base 114 to 527 and encodes 137 amino acids. Lineage: Eukaryota; Viridiplantae; Streptophyta; Magnoliopsida; Ericales; Ebenaceae. The record is from RefSeq and is a predicted model, not a curated record. The transcript is spliced from 3 exons.